Molecule: messenger RNA, 3400 nt
Organism: Frieseomelitta varia
Lineage: Eukaryota; Metazoa; Arthropoda; Insecta; Hymenoptera; Apidae
Product: unc-112-related protein-like
Exons: 8
Coding region: 391-2529 (712 amino acids)
Biological process (GO): cell-matrix adhesion; integrin-mediated signaling pathway
Cellular component (GO): cell-substrate junction
Molecular function (GO): integrin binding
Source: RefSeq, a predicted model, not a curated record
GUCGACACCAGUCGAGGAACCAACUGAGACGUGAGGCCGUGGGGCUUGACGAUUGGAGCGCCUCUAUACAGUAUUUGGAACGAAUUUGUGCGAGUCCGAUCAAGGCAACCAGUGUAUCGCAAGUGCGCACACUUGGUCGGAUCGAGUUUGCUCGAGAAGUUGUGAAAUCUACUGGUACUGUAGUACCGAUAGAUCACAAUUACAAUUUGCUUCUUAUUUCUGAGGUGUGUUCGCGGCGAUGUCAAGUGCCGCGAAAUCAUGAUUUCCGCUCCUUAGAACGAAAUUUUCUUCUCGAAAUCGAGUGUCCGGGACUGAAAUAUCCGUGUUUAUUUCUGAUUUGAUUUUUUUUUUUUUUUUUUUUUGACAUACGAUCGAUCGAGAUCGAGAAACAUGUAUUCCGACGGUCAUGAGGUGGACGGUAGCUGGGUGUUGUGUGUUUACGUGACCAAUCUUCAAAUGGAGAGAAGCUUACGAGUAAAAGGUGAACUGCACAUCGGCGGUGUCAUGCUCCGACUGGUUGAAGAUCUCGACAUCGCCAUGGACUGGUCGGAUCACGCGCUAUGGUGGCCCGAGAGGAAUCACUGGCUCACCAGAACGAGAAGCACUCUGGAUCAGUACGGUGUCACCGCGGACGCGCUCCUCCACUUCACGCCGAUGCACAAAACUCUGAGAGUACAGCUGCCGGACAUGCGAUGCCUCGACUGCAAGGUCGACUUCUCUGUAAAGACGUUCAACGCCGUGAUCAAUCUGUGCAAGGAGUUGGGUAUCAGACAUCCGGAGGAAUUGUCGUUCUGCAAACCGCUCGAGCCAAAUCACCUGAAGUACAAUUUGAAAGAUCUGCCGGCAAAGAAGAAGAUCGAGAACCAAAAGAACGGGCAUUGGAACGUCCCCGCGGACACGAACACGUUCAUCCCGGUGAGCCAGAGUCCCAGAGGGUCGACGGGCAGUCUGGAUCAGGGCAGCCCUUUCAUGUGCGCGCCGGUCAACAACAGAAAUCACAGCACGCCGAUCAGCUCGCCCGUUUCGCAAACCGGUACCUGGAAAAGGAACAACAACUCGUCGGGUUUUGGUAGCACCGGCUCGUUCAACGCCAACAACAGCACCAUGAGUCUCGAGGUGUUGAACGGGGGAUUGUCCGAGUCGCUGGCGCAGAGUCCGACCACCGUCUCGUCGGAGGUACGGGCGAAACUGGUCAGGCCGAAGAACCUCGUGGAACGCGCCAGGAUGAACGUUGCCUGGCUCGACUCGUCCCUGUCGAUCAUGGAACAGGGGAUACGCGAAUUCGACACUCUCAGGCUGAAGUUCAAGUUUUACUCCUUCUACGACCUGAACCCGAAAACGGACGCUGUCAGGAUCAACAUGAUUUACGAGCAGGCGAAAUGGCAGCUGCUCGCCGAGGAGAUCGACUGUACCGAGGAGGAAAUGCUGAUGUUCGCCGCGUUGCAGGUGCAAGUGAAUCUUCAGGCGAGCGUGCCGCAACCAAGUUACGACAGCAAUGGCGCGUCCUCCCCGGUCGAGGACGACAUUGACGCAGCCCUGACUGAUCUCCAAGUGACCUUGGAGGGCAGUAACAUCAGUAACGGACCGAGUGACAUCACCCAAGUGCCCGAGUUGUGCGACUACCUCCGUUUCUUGAAGCCGAAGCGCUUCACCCUGAAGGCGUUCAAGCGCUACUGGGUCACGUGCAGGGACCUUCAGCUGAGGUUGUACAAGAGCCGGGAGGAGACGCACAGCGAGUCGCCUGCCCACGUGAUCAAUCUGCGUGGAUGCGAGGUCACGCCUGAUGUCCAUCUCUCGCAAGGUCGCUACGGGAUCAGGUUGGAGGUGCCCAGCGCCGAGGGCAUGACCGAGAUGUGGAUCAGAUGCGACAACGAGCAACAGUACGCCAAAUGGAUGGCUGCGUGCAGAUUAGCGGCGAAAGGGCGUUCUCUCGCUGACGCCUCUUACGAGAGCGAAGUGAACAGCAUCACGGCCUUUCUGCAACUGCAAAGGCCCGCCCCCGCGCCCGCGAUCAAUCCCAACGCUCUCGACAUCGUGCCCGAGGACUACGUUGCCCCUCGAUUCGCCAAGAAGUUCAAAGGAAAGCUGGUACAGAGGAUUCUGGAAGCACACGCCAACGUCAAGGAUCUACCUUUAAUCGAGGCCAAAUUGAACUACAUCAAAGCCUGGCAGUCUCUUCCCGAGUACGGAAUCUCUCUGUUCGUGGUCAGAUUCACUGGUAAGAGCAAGGACGAGCUGUUGGGCAUCGCUAAUAACAGGCUGAUGCGAAUGGAGCUUCACAGUGGUGAUCACUUGAAAACUUGGAGAUACAACACGAUGAAGGCAUGGAACGUAAACUGGGAAGUGAAGCACAUGAUGGUCCAAUUCGAAGAGGCGAAAGACAAUAUUGUCUUUGAGUGCCAGUCCGCGGACUGUAAGGUCGUCCAUGAAUUCAUCGGAGGGUAUAUAUUUUUGUCGAUGCGAUCGAAAGAGGCGAAUCAGACGUUGAACGAGGAGAUGUUCCAUAAAUUAACCGGUGGUUGGGUUUAAAAAUCAUGGGUUUCUCUUUUGCGACACUUGCGGUCGAGGUGUGAUUGUGGAAAUCAAUUGUUAUUGGUGAAAAUGGAAAGCUCUGAUCUGAGAUACAAUGCGACGUGUUGGCUGAUAUUUGUAAAAAAAAAGAAAACAAGAAAAAUACUUAAAUUUAUCUUUAGACAUUUUGUUAUAGUAUUUGUAAAUAGAGAAAUUGUAUCGUCUGUAUACAACUGCCGCGCUCGUGACGAGUGCACCUUUUAUUUCACAUAGAAAAUGACGUUCUUAGCGAAUUAAUCGUACAAGGGUUGAUUCAUUGCAACCUCGAGGUAAAAGAUCUUUCGUAAAACAAUACGCGAGUUACUUUUGUACAUGAUCGCACGGAAUAGUUUUGAUUGUCUAAAGUUUUGUAAUAAAAUAUAAACGUGGAAUGUGUAUCUUAUAAAUGAAACACGCACAAAAUCGACCAGAAUAAACCACGCCCUUCUGUACACGCGAUGCUGUUGAUUAAGGUCAUAAACGAAUUAAUAUUUUUACAGAGACAAGUAUAUUAUAUUAGAGCUGCCCUCUAGACUCAACCUCACUAGAUAAUAUUCUUUAUAAUUUUUUCGAUCGCCCAAGUCGAUCUCUCUCAGGCAAUGUAUAUGUGUAGUUUUAACAUCCGGGGGUGCUAUGCUGGGUGAGAUUGACACAGAUGUGCGAGGACAUAUUGAAUCGUGUAAAUUAUUUGUUGUUUUAAUGUAAAACUAUAUAUAUUAAAGAUAUUUACUUGUACCGUUACUUAUUAUCUACUUAUAUUAUGCCACGUCGCCGAACGUGUAAUCAAAAAUUAUAGUUUUGUAUAUUAAUAGAUGUUAGUUGUACAAUAAACUUAAUUAUUAUCAUUUUC